GCCAUCUUGUCUGCAGGCAGAUGCUUUUGGUUGGAGGACCAACCGAGCGGGACCGACCGGAAGCCUCGCUCUCCUCUUGGCAGAGGAAACUGCUGUUGUUGACACUUCGCAGCGACAAUGGCAACCGAAGUGAGACAGGAACUUGCACAGCUGAUGAACUCAAGUGGAUCUCAUAAAGAUCUUGCUGCCAAAUAUCGACAGAUUUUGGAGAAGGCCAUUCAGUUUACAGAUGCAGAUCAGCUGGAUUCCUUGAAGGCCUUUGUUGAAGCAAUGGUCAAUGAAAACGUAAGUCUUGUCAUCUCAAGACAGCUACUCACUGAUUUCUGCACACAUCUGCCCAACUUGCCCGAUGCCACGGCCAAAGCGGUGUAUCACUUCACCUUGGAAAAGAUUCAGCCAAGGGUCAUAUCAUUUGAGGAGCAGGUAGCUUCAAUCAGACAGCACUUAGCAACCAUUUAUGAAAAGGAGGGGGACUGGAGAAACGCAGCGCAAGUUUUAGUUGGAAUACCUCUAGAAACAGGACAGAAGCAAUACAAUGUUGACUAUAAAUUGGACACAUACCUGAAAAUCGCCCGUCUCUACUUAGAAGAUGAUGAUCCAGUGCAGGCAGAGGCCUACAUCAACAGGGCCUCGUUGCUUCAGAAUGAGUCCUCUAACGAACAGUUGCAGAUACACUAUAAGGUGUGUUAUGCACGGGUCCUGGACUUCAGGAGGAAGUUCAUUGAAGCUGCUCAAAGAUACAACGAGCUGUCCUAUAAAUCAAUUGUACAUGAGAGUGAACGUCUGGAGGCACUGAAACAUGCUCUUAACUGCACCAUACUGGCUUCUGCAGGCCAGCAGCGUUCCCGUAUGCUGGCCACCCUAUUUAAGGAUGAGCGCUGUCAGCAGCUGGCUGCCUAUGGUAUCCUGGAGAAGAUGUACCUGGACCGUAUCAUCAGAGGAAACCAGCUGCAGGAGUUUGCUGCCAUGCUGAUGCCUCACCAGAAAGCCACCACAGCAGAUGGAUCCAGCAUCCUGGACAGAGCUGUGAUUGAACACAACCUACUUUCUGCUAGUAAACUGUACAACAACAUCACUUUUGAAGAACUAGGAGCGCUGUUGGAAAUCCCCCCUGCAAAGGCUGAGAAGAUCGCCUCCCAGAUGAUCACUGAAGGACGCAUGAAUGGCUUCAUUGACCAGAUUGAUGGCAUUGUACACUUUGAGACACGGGAGCCCCUUCCUACCUGGGACAAACAGAUUCAGUCUCUGUGUUUCCAAGUCAACAACCUGCUAGAAAAGAUUCGUCAGGCGGCUCCAGAGUGGGCCGGGCAGGCUAUGGAAACCCAGAUGACCCAGUAGACAUCCCUACCCAUCCCAAAACUGUCCUAAACUGCUCCAUCAGAGCCCCUCCUAAAGUUUUGUCUUCCUCCUCAGCAAUAUCACACUUGAGGUCUAGUAAUGGAAGGGCCCUGCGAGAACCCUCUGGUAUCGCCAUCACUUGUCUGAGAGGCUUCUCUCCCAGAGAGCACUGAUGUAUUCACGUAGUUCAGUGUUUCUCAGUAUUUCAGAUCUGUCUGACAUAGCUGUCAUCACAGCAGAGGUAUCAAGUCAUCUGUGUGGGAUAUGAUUAUUCAGAUCGUUGUCAUGUCAUAGGGUCAGAAACAAGUAAAAACAUACAAACA
Monopterus albus (swamp eel) is the source of this 1661-nucleotide messenger RNA. It is a transcript of the gene cops4, whose product is annotated as COP9 constitutive photomorphogenic homolog subunit 4 (Arabidopsis). Lineage: Eukaryota; Metazoa; Chordata; Actinopteri; Synbranchiformes; Synbranchidae. The transcript is spliced from 10 exons. Gene Ontology annotation, cellular component: COP9 signalosome; cytosol. The record is from RefSeq and is a predicted model, not a curated record. The coding region runs from base 118 to 1338 and encodes 406 amino acids.